Messenger RNA from Gadus morhua (Atlantic cod), 1656 nucleotides. RefSeq names its product peripherin 2b (retinal degeneration, slow) (gene prph2b). Bases 345 to 1367 code for a protein of 340 amino acids. Gene Ontology annotation, biological process: visual perception. Lineage: Eukaryota; Metazoa; Chordata; Actinopteri; Gadiformes; Gadidae. The transcript is spliced from 3 exons. The record is from RefSeq and is a predicted model, not a curated record. Gene Ontology annotation, cellular component: plasma membrane.
GCCCGGGGUCUGACUUGUUGAUUCACUUUCCUCAGGACCGCCUUUCCACACGCCGCCCGUGUGCCGACCGGGAUCUGAUGAGAGUAUUCUGAUCGGUGGCAGACCCCCGGGCCCCCCCAGCGCUAUGGACUUUCCUGACCUGUGGAGAAACAUUAUGGACGUGAACCGAGGACUCGCCGCCCAGAGGUCAACCAUCUGGACCCGAUGAGCUCAGCCCCGUCUUUGGAUCAAAACGCUGGAAAUUGAAAACCGUCAAAUCUUGAAGUCAGUUCCCUGUGGAGACGACAGCCUAGGGUUGGGGUUCUAGUUUGGCACGCCUCAGGUAAGAGACCCGCGGUGUUGAGAUGGCGUUCAUGCCGGUGAAGUUCGACCUCCCCAAGAGGGUGAAGCUGGCCCAGGCGCUGUGGCUGCUCUACUGGCUCUCCGUCAUGGUGGGCAUCCUCAUCUUCAGCCUGGGCAUCUUCUUCAAGGUGGAGCUCCGCAAGAGGAGUGAGAUGAUGGACAACAACGAGAGCCACUUCGUGCCCAACCUGCUGAUACUGGUGGGGCUGAUGGCCUGCGGGCUCAACGCCUUCGGAGGGAAGGUCUGCCACGACUCCCUAGACCCCGCCAAGUUCCCCAAGUGGAAGCCCAUGCUGAAGAACUACCUUAUGUUCUGCUGCGGCUUCAACGUGCUUCUGCUGGCCACCGCCCUGCUGUGCUUCCUCAUGCAGUUUGCCCUGUACCUCACGCUGGCCGAGGGCCUGAGGAACGGCAUCCGCUUCUACAAGGACACCGACACGCCGGGACGCUGCUUCAUGAAGCGCACGCUGGACCUCACACAGAUCGAGUUCCGCUGCUGCGGGAACAACAACUACCGCGACUGGUUCGAGGUGCAGUGGAUCAGCAACCGCUACCUGGACAUGAGCAACGACGAGGUCAAAGACCGCGUGAUGAGCAACGUGGAGCAGAAGUUCCUGAUGGACAGCGUUCCGUUCAGCUGCUGUAACCCCGGCUCUCCACGGCCCUGCCUCCAGCACCACCUGACCAACAACUCUGCGCACUACGACUACGACCACCGCAUCGAGGAGCUCAACAUCUGGACGCGAGGCUGUCGGGAGUCCCUGGUGGCGUACUACGGCGGCAUCAUGAACAGCAUCGGAGCCUUGAUCAUCUUCACCAUCUUCCUGGAGUCUCUUGACAUGGCGGGGCUGAAGUACCUGACGACUGCGUUGGAGUCCCUGACAGACCCGGAGAACCCGGAGAGCGAGAGCGAGGGUUGGCUGCUGGAGAAGGGCGUGAAGGAGACCUUCUCCGACCUGCUGGCCUCCAUGAAGAGCCUGGUGAAGACCAACCAGGUGGAGGGCGGGGAGGAGCCCGCCGCCUGAGCCCCGCCCACUCCUCAAGGACUGAGGUCUGCUCCGCCCCCUCCUGGGCCAGAACCUCUGGACCGGGAGGAUCCAGGAAGGCUCCUCCCACUAACACCUUUCACACACACACACACACACACUGUCAAAACACACACCAAUCAUAGAACAAUACACACACACACACACACACACACACACACACACACACACACUAUCGCAACACGCAUCGUUACACGCAUACAGAUUCAUAGAGCAAUACAAACACAAAAACACAUCCCACACACAUUCAUAUGACAAUAAACACACA